AUGUUGGCUACAGUUUCUGCUCACAAAGAGCAGCGACAGCUGCGGGGUGACGCGCAGGACUACCGAGUUCUAGGUGACGAUAAGACAACAGCAUUUUCUCUUCCACAUCUUAGCCUAGCGCAUGGGCCUCUUCGGUCCACCACAGGUCAUCCACAACGCCGCUUCCAAGAUCGGCGCAGAAACUCAUUGCCGCGGUUUCUAGCUGCUACGGCUUUAAUCCUGUCCAUUCUGGUCAUUGGGGUCAUCUGCAAAGCUGCCCGAGAGGUUCCGCAGAGGCAGCCAGGAUCAACACCUCGCCGUCUGGCCUCUGGAUGGCUACCAGACGAAAGUGCUGAACUUUGCCAGAUAGCGGAACACUGCCUGGAGCUGGAAACAGAUAUGGGUAUAGCUCAGCCAUCGGCACAAGCCACUGCUGGCACAGAAUCCGCAUCAAUGAUAGAAAGCCUUGUGGCCAUGUUGCAGGAAGCGGCAGAGGCCCACGAGCAGCAACGUACGGAAGAAACAAAGUGCGUAGAGAAGCCCGAAGGUGUGAUGCAUUCCUCGUCUGAGGGCGCGGCCAAUCCAGCGCCUACUAGCCUAGGUCCUCAUCUGCCCCAACUUGACGGCGACUCUUCUGCAAGGCCCGCUCUUAUCCCGGCGCCUCCAGCAAUAUCUUCUGCAGGAGGAAAUACCUCUGAGCGGAGCUAUAUAAUUUACCAUCUCCAUGGAGGCCUGGGCGUGGUUUCACCGAUCUCAGCUAUCCAAGUUGAGGGAGCGUGCUCACAUAGUGCUUUGCAGCAAUUCCGUAUAUCAUCUCCAAAAACGCAUCCCUGUGCUGGUCAUCCUUUUGUGCGUUUGCCGUCUGUGGAGUUUGGUGUCAAGCCACGACACUUGGUACCACAGCGUCUGUUCCUGCACCAUCGCAGCAAUCUAUCGACCUUACCCUAUAUGAAGACUUUGCGGCAGCUACUGACCCGAAAUUCGCUUGAUCAAGCAGGAACUGAAACGUUUAUGGACGCGUUGGAGAGGUUGAUAGAUAUUGUGUGGACCCAGGCUCAGGGCAGGUCCCAGCAGAGGCGACCAGCUGUGGCCGUGUCCGUGCUGGGAAAGGAUUUUCUCGCCAUGGAUUUCAUCAUUUCUGCCAUACAAUUGUUUGGAGAGGCCAUGGAACUGUCCUCAUGGUGGGAAAGGUUCGUUGGUGGCUUCCGAACAAAUUAUUACUUUCAUGGGGGGGGUUCUGUCCGCCCCCGCGUCCGCAACUACAACACACAAUUAGCGAACCGGCUGCUUUCCGCGAUACGUAUAUAUAAACAGGGACUUCGCCCAUCAUUAGAAGAAGUAAUCGCGUUAAAGCGUAUGCUUUUUUGUUCACCCUCGGCCCCCAAGCCAUUCACAGAAUACUCCUACGACGCCUGGAGACACGAUGAAGAGAUUUUCCAAAAGCAGCAGCUAAAGAGGCAACCUUUACAGAAUAUCGGCAUCCAUGCAGUUUUGGAGGGAUCAACUCCUCCUGGAGAAGACAUUGAUAGUCAUGCAGAUAGGAGGCAUGCACCGGGAGACGGACACACGCAAACAGAGCAACACAUGGAGAAUGAGGCAAAACAAGCAAGAUAG
This is a messenger RNA of Eimeria tenella, 1593 nucleotides long. RefSeq lists its product as uncharacterized. The transcript has a single exon. The record is from RefSeq and is a predicted model, not a curated record. The coding region runs from base 1 to 1593 and encodes 530 amino acids. NCBI's taxonomy places the organism in Eukaryota, Apicomplexa, Conoidasida, Eucoccidiorida, Eimeriidae.